AGGAUGAAGCUGAUCUAAUUACGUACCUGUUCGUUAAAAUCAAAAGUAAAAAAUUCCAACAUGAAACUUCUGACGUGCUUAACAGCUUUUGCGCUGCUCAGUCUGCUGGCUGCCGCGCCCAUCUCUAACGAAGGAGAUGAAAGAGUUUUAGUAAACAAGGAGUUGUACAUCGAAGAUUUUGUUAAAUAUAAAGCUGAACACGAUAUAGUCUACUUAGUUGUACUAAUCAACUCAAUCUACUUCGACAAAGACCAUUCAAGCGAGUUUGAAUCGAAAGAAGCAGAUAAAGACACUCUUGUUAACUUCUUAGAGGCUGAAGUCCAACCUGAUGGAAGCCAUGUAGACCAAGAUUUGUAUAACAUCAAGGAAGGAGCCAAGAAAAUUCUGGAAAAUGGAAGUGACGCAGUUGCAUCAGUAAACCAAAGAAAAAUAGUUUUCUUCGGAGCUAAAGACGGACUUUACGUUUACAACCCAGCCACCAAUGAAGCUUAUAAAUACCGACAAAUAACAGAUAGCGUUAUAGCAAUCACAAGGGCUGUAAGGGGAGACAUUAUAUACGUUUUGACUGAGGACCAGCAGCAUCAAAUGGCAAUUUACUCGUUAAAUUUUAAAAACACUGGGCUGCUGUCGAAUUGAUAUUCA
This is a messenger RNA of Pararge aegeria (speckled wood butterfly), 642 nucleotides long. RefSeq lists its product as uncharacterized. The transcript is spliced from 2 exons. The coding region runs from base 61 to 636 and encodes 191 amino acids. NCBI's taxonomy places the organism in Eukaryota, Metazoa, Arthropoda, Insecta, Lepidoptera, Nymphalidae. The record is from RefSeq and is a predicted model, not a curated record.